This is a messenger RNA of Sinocyclocheilus grahami, 3321 nucleotides long. RefSeq names its product dual oxidase 1-like. The record is from RefSeq and is a predicted model, not a curated record. Gene Ontology annotation, cellular component: plasma membrane; NADPH oxidase complex. Bases 1 to 3054 code for a protein of 1017 amino acids. The transcript has 24 exons. NCBI's taxonomy places the organism in Eukaryota, Metazoa, Chordata, Actinopteri, Cypriniformes, Cyprinidae. Gene Ontology annotation, biological process: response to oxidative stress; defense response; superoxide anion generation. Gene Ontology annotation, molecular function: heme binding; peroxidase activity; calcium ion binding.
AUGGGGACGUUUCCAUGUUAUCAAAAAUACGUUGAUCCAGGGAUCUCUGCUGAGUUUGAAGCUGCUGCUGUGAGGUUUGGACUGACUCUUGCUCCACCUGGUGUAUAUAAAAGAAACAGGACGUGUCACUACAACAGUGCUGUGAACAAUUCUCCUGGCCUGCGUUUAUGCAACACCUUCUGGAACCGAAAUAAUCCAAACCUGCAGUCCAGUCAGGAUGUAGAUGAGCUAAUAAUGGGCAUGGCGUCUCAGAUCGCUGAGCGAGAGGACAACAUCAUUGUGGAGGAUUUGAGAGACUACAUGUACGGCCCCUUGCGGUUCUCGCGCUCUGAUGCAGUGGCUUUGACCAUCCAGAGGGGGCGUGAUUUUGGGCUGCCCAGUUAUAACCAGAUCAGAGAGAGCCUCAACAUGCGGCCGGUCAACAGCUGGGACGAGAUCAACCCUAAACUCAAUAACACACAGUUGUUAAGGGAGCUCGCAGAGCUAUAUGAGAAUGAUACCUCCAGACUAGAUCUAUUUGUGGGCGGCCUGCUAGAAUCACAGGAAGGACCAGGUCCAGUGUUUUCCAGCAUCAUCCUGGACCAGUUUGAACGGAUAAGAAACGCUGACCGCUUCUGGUUUGAGAACAAACAAAAUGGGUUGUUCACUGAGGAGGAGAUCCAAGCCAUACGUAACACCACAUUUCAUGAUGUCCUUCUGGACGUCACCAGUGCAGAGGAGGGCGACAUUCAAAGAAAUGUAUUCUUCUGGGUGAACGGUGAUCCCUGCCCCCAGCCUCAGCCAAUCACAUCCUCCGAUCUUCACCCCUGCAAAAAGGUCUCCUCUAUGAGUUACUUUGACAACAGCAGCAAGGCUGGUUUUGGCGCAACGGUGGUGGUGCUCUUCCUGUUUCCUGUUGCAAGCUACAUCGUAGCUUGUGUAGUUGCUCAUGUCCGGACAGCCAGAUACAAACGAUUCCAAAAGAAGCUCAGAGGUUCCACCACAGACAAGAAACCUGCACAUGAAACUAUUGGUACUCCCGAGGAGAAGUCCAAGCUUCUGUUUUCAAUGCAUGACAUUAAAGAAGAUGGCUUCUUGUCCAAGGAAGAGUUCACUUCCUUACUCAGGUCUUUCAUUGAUAUCUCUGGAAGUGCUUUAUCUAAGAGUCAGGCUGAGGAUGGUAUAGCAGCUAUGCUUCAGGCAGCAGGUCUUGACAACAAAGAUUCCUUCUCCUGGGAGGACUUUCACUUUCUGCUGCGAGACCAUUCAGCUCAGCUCAAUAUUAAAGGCAUGGAAGUACUUGGUAAGAAAAAACUAUCCAGACAACAGCAAGUAUCUUUCAUUAAGAAAAAUAGUUCUUCAGCCGUGGAAGAGCUUACUCACAGGCCUGAUGGCGAGCAAGACCAGGAACUUCGUCAAAGACAGAUCAAGAAAAUUGAACAAAGCAACCCACAGGUGUAUGUGAGGCCUCAGAGAGAACGCUACAAUAGAAACCCAGUGCAGCAAUGGAUCCAGCAGUUCAAACGCUUCAUAGAAAACUACAGAAGACAUAUCAUUUGCAUGGUCAUCAUAUACGGGAUCACAGCUGGACUAGCACUGGAAAGAUGCUACUAUUAUGGUUUACAGGCCCAUGCCAGUGGUAUCCCAGAGACCUCCUUGGUGGGUGUGCUCGUGUCUCGUGGUUCUGCGGCCGCCAUCUCCUUCCUGUUUCCCUACAUGCUCCUCACUGUGUGCCGUAACCUGAUAACCAUGUGCAGGGAGACUUUUCUCAACAGAUACAUCCCAUUCGAUGCGGCCAUUGACCUUCACCGUCACAUGGCAAUAGCUGCUGUUGUCCUCUCAGUUGUUCACAGUUUGGGUCAUGUGGUCAACGUUUACAUUUUCUGCAUCAGUGACCUCAGCAUUCUUGCCUGCCUGUUUCCUAGAGUGUUCUCCAACAAUGGGUCUGAGCUUCCAAUGAAAUGGACUUUCUGGUUUUUCAAGACAGUUCCUGGUCUCACUGGAGUUCUUUUGCUGUUGAUUUUCGCCUUUAUGUAUGUCUUCGCCUCGCACUAUUUCAGACGCAUCAGCUUUAGAGGAUUCUGGAUCACACACCACCUAUAUGUGCUCGUCUAUGUCCUGACUGUGAUCCACGGCAGCUACGCCCUCCUCCAGGAGCCCCGCUUCCACAUCUACCUGAUCCCCCCUGGCCUCCUCUUCCUCCUGGACAAGCUCAUCAGCCUCAACAGGAAGAAGGUGGAGAUCCCAGUGGUGAAAGCCGAGCUGCUGCCCUCAGAUGUAACUUACCUGGAGUUUAAGCGUCCACAAGGUUUUGUCUACCGCUCGGGACAGUGGGUACGUAUUGCAUGCCUGGCGCUGGGCACAGAUGAGUACCAUCCUUUCACCCUGACCUCCGCACCACAUGAGGAGACCCUCAGCCUACAUAUCCGUGCAGUGGGACCCUGGACCAGCAAACUCCGAGAGGCCUACACCCCUGAGAAACUCCAGGAGUUUGGAGGAUAUCCAAAGCUGUAUCUGGAUGGGCCAUUUGGGGAGGGUCAUCAGGAGUGGACAGACUAUGAGGUGUCAGUAUUGGUGGGUGCUGGGAUUGGAGUCACACCCUUUGCUUCCAUCUUAAAAGACCUGGUAUUCAAAUCUUCAGUCAAGUUCAAAUUUCACUGCAAAAAGGUGUAUUUUAUCUGGGUGACACGGACUCAGCGUCAGUUCGAGUGGGUGUCUGAGAUCAUAAGAGAGGUGGAGGACAUGGACGCUCAGGAGCUGGUGUCAGUGCACUUCUACAUCACACAGCUGGCUGAGAAAUUCGAUCUCCGCACCACCAUGCUGUAUGUCUGUGAGCGGCACUUUCAGAAGGUGUGGAACAGGAGUCUGUUCACUGGCCUGCGCUCCAUCACACACUUCGGCCGCCCACCCUUUUUGGCUUUUCUCAGUUCGCUACAGGAAGUUCAUCCAGAGGUGGAGAAGAUCGGCGUGUUCAGCUGUGGUCCUCCCGGUCUGACUAAGAAUGUUGAGAAGGCCUGCCAACAAAUGAACAAACGUGACCAGACACAUUUUGUUCACCACUAUGAGAACUUCUAGACUGUAUGAUUGAAUCAUAUAAGAAAUACUUAACAACAAAUCACUGAAUCAUCAAUAUUGAUUAAUUUUGAAUGGCCUGGAAUACAUUAUUCCAUUUAAAACAGCUGAGUUGCCAUUAUGAGGUCAUAUGAAUCUAUAAAUUUUUUGCAUUGUUUUCUGUGUUUCUCUCUUUGAAUGCAAAAGUACAUAUAAAUGAUGCACACUGUAGUUUUAGUUUAUUUCAUGUAUUUGUACAGGGACAACGCACAACAACAGUGUUGUGCCAGA